UAGAACAAUUAUUAUGCACAUCUACCGCGUCACUGAUGGCGAUGAAAAACAUAUUGGGAAUGUUAAUUUUAAUCUUAAAAGAUACAGUUCGGGUCAACGUUCAAGAAAUUGGUAUCGAGUAGUGGAUAUGGUAUACUAGUGUUGUUUUGUUGUAUUGUAUUAAUUUUUACGCACAUUUUAUCGAAUGAUUGGAAAUGUAAGGGACUGGUCAUAAAGUAACUGCUAGGGUGGACUGGAGGUAAAUCACAAAUUUUGCCAAUAAGUUCGGUGACCCAUCUUAGGAUGUAGACUAAAUUAGGAAAAUACACUUUUAUAAUAAAAAAAGAACUUGCAGGUAUGAACAUUGUAAAUAUACAUGCACGGCACUGUAUUGACAUACAUAAUUCCACCAAGCUUGACAAACACAUUGGUACUGAGCUGCUCUCCAGUUGGUUGUAUUUGCUGUGAUUCGACCAAUUUUUGUUGUUGUAUAAACAAAGUACUGGCUUCAAUAGAAUAGCAUUAUUUGCAUUUGAUAAUUUGGAUAGUUUUGUUUACUUUUACUAUUAGUAUCUUUAUUUUUUGAAGUAGACAUGCAUGUUUUUUUGUUUGGCGCCGCAUCGAAACUGCCCAAAGAUUUUCCAUGGCCCAUCCCAAAUCACUCCAGCCCACCCUAGCAGUUACUUUAUGACCGGUCCCUAAUCGAGCCAAAUAUUGUACAUGUUUUAGAUGUAUUUUUCAAGCCAUGAAAGGGAUGAAGCGAGAGAAUGCAACGAGCACAAACGCGGCGGAACGGGUGGAGGCUAGGGGACAAAGAUCGUCCCCGUCCCCCAAGGAAUAGAAUUGAGGGGGCUAAGUCCCCAGAUUAUUCGACAUCUAGAAUGCAAAAUUAACAAAACGACCUCGUCCCCCAGAACGCAGGAAAUUUGGGAAACGCGAGAUUCCAACAUUUGCCCGGGGAGCAUGUCCCCCUGAGCCCCUAGAGUUUGUCUGGCCCUCCCCCAACGAAACCAGUCUUCCAUUAUCUAUCGACGAACAAGUAAGAUUUUUUUAACCUGAAGCGAAGUUUGCAUUAGGACCUCUUGCUUUAUACUGUACGUAUCUUUAUUACUGAUUUUGCAAAAAUAAAAGCAAGCUAAAAAAAGUGCAAAUAGGUUGCCAUAUUUUGUUUGCAGCACAUCGUUUAUAUGUAUAUAGGGUAUAAUAUACCCACAUACUGAAAUAUGUUUUCAGAGCUUGCAGUUUUACUUUCGCGGAGCAUACCACAAAUGACUUAUAGCACAGCAUGGGUUUUCAGCCAUUCAAGGCCUUUUAGGGCCAUUGAACGGCCCUCAAAACUCGCUCUUGAAUUGAGUUUUGAGAUUCGGUCAGCUCAUCAAAAGUUUCAGUGCAGUAAAAAUGAAGUUGUUUGAGUUGUUUGUGAUGUGAAAAUAAUUUUCUCCAUCGGAAACCAAACAAAGUAAGAAAAAACCCGAACAUAUGUACCGCCUGCAAAUCGUUUCACAACGCAAGAAAAACCAUGCUUAACUCAAUUGUACUAAAUAUUAACUCCAAAAUCACAGCAAUUUGGGGCUGUUUCUGAAACUUCACUUCUCUACGGCUCUAUCCCCUCCCCUAGGGGGAAAGCUACGCCAGACCCGCAGCUUUUUGGUAAGCUUACUGUAAGUGGGAGCUUUACUUCCAGAUUUGGUCGAUUGAAGAGUAAAACGUUGGAAAACAUCACUCUUAGGUGCCUAACUUGAUUUUCGAACCUAUGUGAACUGCCCCCCGAAUACUUAUCAUUACCGUUUUGAUGAAAAUGAACCAUUUUUGGCACAGGUCUAGAUUUAGGCAUGUAACUUUCUAACCGUAUAAAUAUAUUCUCUCAGCAUCCAGCUGGAGUUCGGCAGAUUCUAAAAAUAUAUAGGUUCUGUGUAAACGAUUUGAAAACCUGCUAAAUAGUGAUGGUCCAAAUUUUGUGAAUUUUCAUGAUCAACUAUAGCGUGAAGCUCCCCCUUAAUCUUCUCUGCAAAAAUGGAUCCAGCAAAAAAUCCUGGAAAAAACGUUGCAGUGUUUCGUAAACGAAUACAAACGAGUAGUAUAGCUUGUUUAUCUUUGUAGAGAAAUACAGCGCGAGAACGAACACGACUUGGAGAGAGCGUUGUUGCUCAAGAGUUUCGUGAGGCGAUGUUUGCUCACACAUUAUACCAUUGUCCUUCGUUCAUGUUUCAGGAUGAUAAAACCGGGAAAAGGGUUAGUAUUGUAUGUGGAAAUUUCGAGUGUAAGUUUUAUACAUUUAUUUAAGAGGCAAUUUUUUUCAAUGUCACGUAUUUGCCAUGAAAAGUGUUCAAAACCUAAAAUCUUUUUGGUGUUCCUUUCAAAAUUACUUUGUUUUAGCUUUAUUCUCUACAGUUUAUAGAGUUAGCUACCUUUUUAAAUGCAUCUGCCGUUUGAGAAACAUAAAAUAAUAGUCAAACAUUGUCAAUUAAAAUAUAAUUAUCAAUGAUGCUUUAAAAUUAACGCCGUAUUUACAGCUAUAUAAGCCAAACUUACUGAACUUCAGACAUCAUUUUCUCUUUGGCGUACCAUCUAAAAUCUUUUCAUUUCAGUCUUAUUUUACAGAUAAAGCACUAAACAUACUUUUUAAGUUUGUUUGCCGAUUGAGAAACGUGUCGAAAAGUAAAAAUUUUGAAUUUAGUUAUAACCUCAAGUGAUGUAUUAUACACAUUAGUUUUGAGCGCGUGUUACGUAACAUACAAAAAAAUCUCCUCUUAAACCUAUCCAGGAGCCGCUGCGAAAAACGCAACUAUACAGGCCCUCUGGCAGGAAUCGAACAUGUUGCCCUGCGAUUCCGGUGCAGCGCUCUAACCAACCGAGCUACAGAGGCCAAUUGUCGACCUCUAACCGCAAGCUAGAGCACUGCACCGUUGGGCUGCAGGUUCGAUUCCUGCCAGGGCCAGAGGGCCUACCGGUAUAUUGUAAUUGCGCGGCCAUGCUGCAACAGGCAAACAUGAGAACGAAGUUACUUGGGGUAAAAGUGCAAUAAACAGUAAAGUCUAUAAGUGUUUACACUGGCCGUAAGGCCCAAUGUUAAGGUUCCCUAAUUUUCUGUGCGAAAGUGAACCGCUGACCUGCAAGUUGCGAGCUCAAGUCAAAAUGGCCGCCAGGUUAUGAGCGGACUGACUAUAAACAAAAAAUGUUUCUGGUAUAUUACCUGCGUAUUAUUUGAAACCCAUAGCCUGUCUACGGACGUUUUAAAAUCCUUAAACGUUUGUGACUUGGGGCGUUCGGUUUGUUUACUAUAUAUUGUUUGUUUACCCAUCUCUACCCUGGCAUAAAUAUACAUGUAAAUGUUUUUCAAACUGUUCUACGAACUGUUCUACCCUUACACACCAGCACAGUUAACGCCUGAGCAGGCGUCUUGUUUAGUUAUUAAAUGGAAUAUUUACAUCUUCCAGGUCUACUCGGUGACAUGUCGUCAAGCAUCGUCGUCUUCUAAAAUGGUUCUUGUGAAUGGCACACCACUUCGCUAGGUCUGCACCGUUUUGUCAUCAAUAUCUAUGCUCAUGUGAACCAGUGAUGUGAACACGAACAUGUAUAUUAUUAGUUUGGUUUGGUUAUAUGAGUCAUGCAAAAGGAUUUGUAAGUAUUAUCAUUUGUAACAUGGUGUAAAUUGUUUGUAAAUAUACGUUAGUAAAUAUGUUUGGAAAAGAACGUGGAAGACUGUUUUUGAACGAACGCAAAAUGUAAAUUUCAGGAGAAUGUUUUUGCAUCGCACAGCGGCGGACGCUAGGGAGGAGGCGGUAGACUACGGA
This is a messenger RNA of Paramuricea clavata, 3773 nucleotides long. The record is from the annotation of a GenBank genome assembly. Lineage: Eukaryota; Metazoa; Cnidaria; Anthozoa; Malacalcyonacea; Plexauridae.